Messenger RNA from Prosopis cineraria, 1355 nucleotides. Its product is annotated as hevamine-A-like. Lineage: Eukaryota; Viridiplantae; Streptophyta; Magnoliopsida; Fabales; Fabaceae. Gene Ontology annotation, cellular component: extracellular region. Gene Ontology annotation, biological process: carbohydrate metabolic process. The transcript is spliced from 2 exons. The record is from RefSeq and is a predicted model, not a curated record. Gene Ontology annotation, molecular function: chitinase activity. Bases 408 to 1355 code for a protein of 315 amino acids.
AUGCGUUGUUGACUUGUAUGCGUCAAUUAAUGUAACUAUAAAUACAAAGUGGCCAUCAGUUUAGACUGGAACAUAUGAGAUUAGCACAGAGGAUGAUGAUGGCCACCAAAAUUUUUCUAUCUCAUCUUUUUAUACUCCUUGCUUUCCUGGCACUCAUUCAAAUUACUAGCUCCUCUGAAGCCGGCGAUGACGUAAUCGGCGUUUACUGGGGCCUGACGGAUGAUAACAGUAAUCUUACAGAAACAUGCGCCACUGGAAAAUACACUUAGGUGGUCAUAUACUACCUCGAGACCUCCCAGGGUGAAUUUAGCCCUCAAUUCAGCAACCCAGGUAUCUGUGACCCUCCUUUAUUAUGCCCCACCAUUGGCACAGGUAUCAAAUAUUGCCAACAACAAGGGAUCAAGGUGAUGCUCUAUAUUGCUGGAGACGGUUGGAAUGUGACCUUAUCUUCUGCUGACAAGGCUCGAAAUGUUUCUGAUUAUUUGUGGAACACUUUCUUGGGAGGAAAUUCAUCUUCUCGCCCAUUUGGAGAUGCCAUAUUGGACGGCAUCAAUUUUGAUAUCCGCUAUUCUACAGCAUACUGGAAGGACCUUGCUCUUUACUUGAAGUCACACAGCACUUCAACACGGACGGUCCUCUUAUCUGCAUCACCUCUGUGCCGAUUUCCUGAUAAUUUUCGUGGCACUGCCCUUGAAGAACAUGGCCUUUUUGACUAUGUCUUCGUACAAUUCCAGAACGACCCUGCUUGCGAGUAUUCAGAAUCACAAGGCAAUGGUCACUUAUUACUAGAAACAUGGAACCAAUGGACGGAAUCAUUAUUAGAUGGUGGGUCCAAAGUGUUGAUGUAUUUGCCAGCAUCUAAAGCUACUCAGGACACAGGAGGCUAUAUUCCUCUUAGCGAGUUGAUCACUAAUGUACUUCCUAUUGUAAGGCAGUCACCGAACUAUGGUGGUGUGAUGUUGUGGACGAGGGGCUAUGACGAAGCAAGUAAUUACAGUGACUUCAUUAUUCAACGAAGUUCUCUGUGCACGCCCCAAAGCGCUUCCAGGUGCAGGAACCAAGACAUGAGCUUUGAAGAACGUGUCGGGAACAUGGCCGGUGAUAAUUCAAAGACUUAUGAAGGUGUGUCGUCGUGUUGUGAGACCAUAUGCAAGAACAAUUGUUCGUGCGUGGCUUAUGCACUAGUGAAUUACAGUAGUGGAUGCCAGAUAUGGCUUGAAGGAGCCACAUUCACUGAAGAAGCUGCAGGAGCACAAGGCCAGUCAAUUUAUGUUGUAGCUGUUAGACACAAAGAUUGGUCCAAUUUUCCAACUUGUACUGCCCUAAUAUAUACUCACUCAAUUAAAAAAUGUUAA